Pieris rapae (cabbage white) is the source of this 2224-nucleotide messenger RNA. RefSeq names its product zinc finger and BTB domain-containing protein 41-like. NCBI's taxonomy places the organism in Eukaryota, Metazoa, Arthropoda, Insecta, Lepidoptera, Pieridae. The record is from RefSeq and is a predicted model, not a curated record. Bases 148 to 1476 code for a protein of 442 amino acids. Gene Ontology annotation, biological process: regulation of transcription by RNA polymerase II. Gene Ontology annotation, molecular function: chromatin insulator sequence binding. Gene Ontology annotation, cellular component: chromosome. The transcript has a single exon.
UAUAUAGUUCAUAGUUGACAUUUCCCGUUCGACGAUGCAUUGUUGUCAUCGAGAAGCUUUAUUUUUAUUUGUUUAUAAAUUAUAAUUCCAUACAUAAUGUGUACAUGUGCACAAUUUAAGUAAUUGAAUAAUAAUAUUAUCCAAACAAUGGAUAACUUAGAUAUAAUAAAAGAAGAGUUUGUUCAUGUUAAUGUUAAAAUUGAACCAUGUGAAGAAAGCUAUUCAGAAUUUGAUAGUGUUGAUGACAAUAUUCCACAAGAUUCAUGUGACUAUGAAACUCCUGAAAUAAAGGUUAAGGUAGAGAUCGUAGAACAAAAUUCUGAGGACCAGCAUGAAAGUAAUCACUUAUUACUAGAAGUUGAUAGAAAACCAGAUUUGCAAGAGCGCUUUCAAGAUAGUAACAUAGUUGGAGACAUAAAGUAUGAUAAAAGAAUUCCGUGCCCAAAAUGCGAUCGUACUUUAAAAAACCGAGGGAAUCUAAAACAGCAUCUGCGGACUGUGCACUUAGAAACUUCAGAAAAUAUAAAAUGUCCAGAUUGUGAGCGAGUUUUUAAGUCAAGAGAGUAUUUGUGGAAUCACCAACAUUCUGUACAUUACAGUAUUGCAGAAAUGCCCUGUCCAGAGUGUAAGAAAACUUUUACUAAUAAAAGACGCUUAGACAAUCAUUUUUACUACACUCAUAAAGAUAAAACUCUGGUAACAUGUCCAACGUGUGGUAAAAACUUUCAAGGGCAGAGAAAACUGAAACUGCACAUGAAACAUGUCCACACCUUUAAUGAAAAUAUAUUAUGCAGUCACUGUCAAAAACGAUUUAAAAGUGAGUUACUGCUUAAAAGACAUAUGGCAUAUCAUCAUUCUGAUGGUCAGGAAUAUAAAUGUGCCUUCUGUGACAAAAUGUUUGACUCAAAUAUUAAGUACAAAAAACAUUUAGAACAAGUUCACCCCGAGCAGCGUAUACAAUGCCGCAUCUGUUCCAAACUUUUAAAAUCAGUGCAGAUUGCAAAAAAACACUUGAGAAUUGUUCAUCAAUUAAAAGAUGGAAUCCUUGAAGAGAAUUUAGUAAAAGUAGCAAAUGAUACUAUAAUAACGAAUUUUAUGAAUGACGUUAAGCCAGUGGAAGUUACUUGUGACUUAUGUUUCAAAGUAUUUUCUAAUCAAAGUGUAUUUUAUCGACAUAUAAGAUCAACUCACCCAUCAAAAGAACAAGAGGUAGCCUGUGAUGUAUGUAAUAAAGUGUUUAAAUCACCUCAUCAUCUAAGAGUUCAUAAGGCAGCUGUACAUUCCAUAAACCAAUUUACAUGUAGUCUUUGCAAUCAAACCUUUUCAUCGAAGAAGUAUUUAACAAGACAUGAGAAAAGGCAUAAUAAGGUUGAACAACAGUUUGAAUGUGAUAUUUGCAAUAAAUUUUAUAAAUGCCGAGAAUAUUUAAAGAGGCAUUUAAGACGUGUGCAUGAUAAUAAUAUUUUAGGUAUUUAAGUAAUUAUUUAAUGCACAUAUAAGUAUAUUUGUACUGUAAGCUGGCUGUUAAUAGUAUGAAUAUUUGAAUAGAUUAAAAAUGUUAGCUGUAUAAGUGACGCCAGAUGUACUGUUUGAGAAAAGUAUCACAAGAAAAAAAACACAACUGUCUUUAAUAAAAUGAAUGCUAUUUCUAGACGGCAAUAUGCAAUUUGACAUAUUUAGCCUUAGCCUUAGUUUUAGAUGCACCAAAAAGCAGAAAUAUCCUAUAACAGCACUCUGUUGUGUUACUAAGCUUCUGUUGAAGUGGUCUAUUAAAUUAAAUUUAAUCAUGAAAUAUUUUUAAUGUAUAUUAUGAACUUUAUAAAUUAAAUGUAAAUAUAAGAUACAAUGAAUUAAAAAAUCUGUUAAACUUCUAUACUAUACUAUUGCACUGAAAAAAGGAUCAAGAGAUUUUACAAUAUAUAGAAUUAGAUAAGGACACACAUUUUAUUUAGUUGUAUAUGUUAUGAAAUAAACAGUAAAUAUUUUCAAAUCUUUUAUUUUAUCAAAAAGUAAUCUAAAAUACUUAAUAGCCUCUUUAUACACACCACUUUCUAGAUCUCGUUAAAAUAAACUGUUAACGUUUGAUUUUGUUAGUAGAAUUUAGUAGGAAAGGUAAGAAUACCAACUAUUGUCACACCCAUUGGGGCACAUAGGAAGAGGGGCCGGGUUAGCUGUGCCUGCUUUAAUUUAUUUUGGGCAUUAUACCAAACUUAAUAUUGGAUAC